This is a messenger RNA of Anisakis simplex (herring worm), 1257 nucleotides long. The record is from the annotation of a GenBank genome assembly. Lineage: Eukaryota; Metazoa; Nematoda; Chromadorea; Rhabditida; Anisakidae.
AUGAAAGAAUAUGUGAUCGAGGUUGAAGCACUGAUCGGUAAUGCACGAAAGUGGAGCGUUGAACGACGAUACACGCAGUUUCGUGAAAUGAACAAAAAUUUGGAGAAAUUUGGCGUUGAAUUGGGUUUUCCACCAAAGAAAGCGAUUGGAAAUACGAAAGAGCAAUUCAUCGUUCAACGCAAAGAAGCAUUACAAAAAUUUCUCGACAAAAUAUGUUCACAUUCAUUGUUCUAUUCAAGUCCUGCAGUUGUUUCCUUUCUUGAUGUGUUACCGGACAGUUUUACAGUAUUGGAUGAAUGGAUAUUGUUGAGUGUACGCGAUAAACCUGAGUGGAGAUUAGGAGAAAGACACGUGAAUUGUGGAUGGCGCGCUGCGAAAACGAUUCACGAAUUGAAAUGCGGUCAGAGUGCGUUGGUACUGUCAGCCGUUCGAUACGGACCGGAUCGUUGCGGUGAUAUCGAAACUCUGAACGAAACCCUCAACUUUAUGAGAUCUCUUGACUAUGCGUACAUUGGUGAGUGUAUAUCAAGUUGGGCUGACGACAAGGGCGUUCUCUCUGUAUAUCGUGCUUUCGAUGGCGGUUCACUUCGAGAUCACCUCUAUAAGAGUAAUUGGCGAGAUGAAUUCUUCGUGAAAUAUUGCGUUGAUCGUACAGUUUAUUCGUUGGAGAUUGUCGAUAUUCGUUUCAUUUGUCGUCAAAUACUGGAAGCAUUGUCACUCUUUUGUGCGCUCUCAAUUCCAUUUAUUGAUAUACACAGUGGUAAUAUAUCGAUAUCAGAUUGUGGAUGUGAACUGAUCGAUGCUGAACAAGAACCAAUACUUAAAUCAAUAUUCGCGCCCGAAACACGUUCUUUGCCCACUCUUGUCGAGCUCAUCAGCAAUGAUAUUUUUGUGGAUACACCAGUUGCGAAGAUGAAUCGACGAGAAAUUCGAAUGCCCGCAAAUGUGAAGCAAUUAUUGGAUGGUUUAUGUGAUAAUAUCUGUAAACGUUUGCAGUCCGAUCGUGCCCAGGUUCCAAAGUGGACGAAAACUGAAGAGGAUAGUACAAAAAGCAUUAAAAUGCCAAAAAAUGCCUGGUAUGAGAAGUGGACGAUAGCUGUUAUGAAGCAAAAUAAAAUUCAAAGAGAAGAGAAAAUGCGUAAACUCUUACUAUCUGAAGGUGAGAAAUUGCGUAGAAAGCAAAUAGUGAAAUCUGUGAGUUUUAUUUUCAGCAUAACUUCAAAUUUGAUCACUGAAAUGAAAUUUCAGAGCAAAUGA